Papaver somniferum (opium poppy) is the source of this 1617-nucleotide messenger RNA. Its product is annotated as non-specific phospholipase C6-like. Gene Ontology annotation, molecular function: hydrolase activity, acting on ester bonds. The record is from RefSeq and is a predicted model, not a curated record. The transcript has 4 exons. Lineage: Eukaryota; Viridiplantae; Streptophyta; Magnoliopsida; Ranunculales; Papaveraceae. Bases 1 to 1488 code for a protein of 495 amino acids. Gene Ontology annotation, biological process: phospholipid catabolic process.
AUGGAGAAACACAGAUUUCUUAGACCCUCAGUUCAUUUCACUCUUCUUCUUACUAUAAUUUUCAUUUUCCAAUCUUCAAUUCCUGGUUCUGCAGCUCAACAACCCAUCAAAACUAUUGUAGUGUUGGUUUUAGAGAAUCGAUCUUUUGAUCAUAUGAUAGGAUGGAUGAAGAAAACUAUUAAUCCAAAUAUCAAUGGGGUUACAGACCCGGAUCCUGGUCACUCUUUCCAAGCCAUACGUAAUCAAGUUUUCGGCUCCAACUCAUCAACUCCUACCAUGAAUGGUUUUGUUGAACAAGCAUUAACAAUGUCCACUGAAUUAUCUGAAGCUGUAAUGAAAGGGUUUAGACCUGAAAAAGUACCUGUUUUUGCUUCACUGGUGAGCGAAUUCGCCAUUUUCGAUCGGUGGUUUAGUGCGCUUCCGGGACCAACACAACCCAAUAGGCAGUUUGUUUACUCUGGAACAUCUCAUGGAGCAACUAGUCAUGUCAAGAAGCAACUACUGAUGGGAUUCCCACAAAAAACUAUAUUUGAUUCUCUCCGUGAAGAUGGAAUGGAUUUUGGGAUCUAUUUCCAAACCGUUCCCUCUACUUUAUUUUAUAGGAACCUUCGGAAACUCAAGUAUAUUUCCAAGUUUCAUCAGUUCGAUUUGAGUUUCAAGAAGGAUGCAAGUGAGGGGAAGUUGCCUAGCCUAACUGUGAUCGAGCCGAGAUACUUUGAUUUAAUAGGAGCUCCUGCUAACGAUGAUCAUCCUUCUCAUGAUGUCGCCAAUGGGCAAAAGUUUGUCAAGGAAAUUUACGAGGCAUUGAGAUCUAGUCCUCAAUGGAACGAAACCCUUUUUAUUAUCACGUACGACGAGCAUGGUGGCUUUUAUGAUCAUGUAACUACUCCUUAUGAGAAUGUGCCUAAUCCUGAUGGUAACACUGGCCCUGCUCCAUUUUUCUUCAAAUUUGACAGAUUGGGAGUCCGAGUACCGACCAUAAUGGUAUCUCCUUGGAUCAAAAAAGGAACCGUGAUUAGUGGUCCGAAAGGACCUGCUCCAAACUCAGAAUUCGAGCACUCUUCGAUACCUGCAACAAUAAAGAAAAUGUUCAACCUCUCAUCCAACUUCUUGACACAUAGAGAUGCUUGGGCUGGUACAUUUGAGGAGGUGGUUGGGGAGUUAACCGCACCAAGAACAGAUUGUCCAGAGGUACUACCUGAUGCGACUCCUUUGAGAACCACAGAAGCCAAUGAAGAUGGUGCCAUAUCUGAAUUUCAAAGCGAAUUGGUACAAUUAGCUGCAGUUCUCAAUGGGGAUCAUAUGCUGAGCAGCUUUAGAGAUGACACGAGAGAAAAGAUGAGUGUAAAGGAGGCAAAUGAGUAUGUAAAGGGGGCUAUAUCUAGAUUUUUCCGAGCGAGUAAAGAAGCUGUCAAACUGGGAGCUCAAGAAUCUGCUAUUGUAGAUAUGAGAUCAUCUCUCACUACUAGAUCCAAAUCUCACCCUUGAAAAUACCCAUUCAUGGGUGCUGUGUUUAAUUGGUUUUUCCUUUAAUUUACAUAAUGGUAAUCCUUAUAAUGUACUAUAAAUCUUAUGGUACGCAAUAGCACACUGGUUAAUAGUAACAUGUUCCAAAUA